Messenger RNA from Chlamydomonas reinhardtii, 3646 nucleotides. RefSeq lists its product as uncharacterized. NCBI's taxonomy places the organism in Eukaryota, Viridiplantae, Chlorophyta, Chlorophyceae, Chlamydomonadales, Chlamydomonadaceae. The coding region runs from base 212 to 2770 and encodes 852 amino acids. The record is from RefSeq and is a predicted model, not a curated record. The transcript is spliced from 4 exons.
GAAAAUGAAGCAACUUCGAACGCGACGCCGAACUCGCAGCGGGAGGACGUCACGAGCUCCCCCGCUAGCCUUUUUGCCCCGCAUAGAAGAGUGCGCAACAAUGCAUGAACCUGUGACCGAAAGCUCUAGAACCUCUUCAACGGUGCCUGUAGAGGAAGAGGAUACGCUUGCUCCUCCCAUCCGCACACUCUCAAGCUAUGAGCUUGACGCCAUGUCUGCGUACCAGGACUACAAAUUAUUGUUCAAAGAAGACCCGUUGAUGCAGAUGCCGACGCGCGAGCGAUACAACAGCGACUUAGCGGGCCUCGACAACCGUUCCGUGUCGGCUCAGUGCGCACCCAACUCGCGGUCGCGCGAUGAGGCCAAACAGCACUACAUCAGGAAAUUAGAAUAUUUCCAAGCAACGCUCAUGACGUGUGUGCUUGAAGGACGCCCCAUGGCACUGCCAGUGGACCGGCUGAGGCUGCCGGGACGGCGCGCACGCACCGCAGCCGAACGUGCGGCGCUGCGGCCACCGCCGCCGCCGGCGAAUGACGGUUCGGUGGCGCAGACCGGAGCCGGUGGUAGCAGCGGAACCAGCGGCGGCGGCACGCAGCCGCUAAUCGACAGCGGCCCACAACCUGAGGUCGGCACCAGCGGCGGCGGCACGCAGCCGCUAAUCGACAGCGGCCCACAACCUGAGGUCGGCACCAGCGGCGGCGGCAUGCAGCCGCUAUUUGACAGCUGCCGCGGCCCACAACCUGAGGUCGGCACCAGCGGCGGUGGCACGCAGCCGCUAAUUGACAGCUGCAGCGGCCCACAACCUGAGGUCGGCACCAGCGGCGGCGGCAUGCAGCCGCUAAUUGACAGCUGCAGCGGCCCACAACCUGAGGUCGGCACCAGCGGCGGUGGCACGCAGCCGCUAAUUGACAGCUGCAGCGGCCCACAACCUGAGGUCGGAACCAGCGGCGGCGGCAUGCAGCCGCUAAUUGACAGCUGCAGCGGCCCACAACCUGAGGUCGGCACCAGCGGCGGUGGCAUGCAGCCGCUAAUUGACAGCUGCAGCGGCCCACAACCUGAGGUCGGAACCAGCGGCGGUGGCAUGCAGCCGCUAAUUGACAGCUGCAGCGGCCCACAGCCUGAGGUUGGCACCAGCGGCGGUGGCAUGCAGCCGCUAAUUGACAGCUGCAGCGGCCCACAACCUGAGGUCGGAACCAGCGGCAGUGGCAUGCAGCCGCUAAUUGACAGCCGCAGCGGCCCACAACCUGAGAUCGGCAUCAGCGGCGGUGGCAUGCAGCCGCUAAUUGACAGCCGCAGCGGCCCACAACCUGAGAUCGGCAUCAGUGGCGGUGGCAUGCAGCCGCUAAUUGACAGCUGCAGCGGCCCACAACCUGAGGUCGGAACCAGCGGCGGUGGCAUGCAGCCGCUAAUUGACAGCUGCAGCGGCCCACAGCCUGAGGUUGGCACCAGCGGCGGUGGCAUGCAGCCGCUAAUUGACAGCUGCAGCGGCCCACAACCUGAGGUCGGCACCAGCGGCAGUGGCAUGCAGCCGCUAAUUGACAGCCGCAGCGGCCCACAACCUGAGAUCGGCAUCAGCGGCGGUGGCAUGCAGCCGCUAAUUGACAGCUGCAGCGGCCCACAACCUGAGGUCGGCACCAGCGGCGGUGGCACGCAGCCGCUAAUUGACAGCUGCAGCGGCCCACAACCUGAGGUCGGAACCAGCGGCGGCGGCAUGCAGCCGCUAAUUGACAGCUGCAGCGGCCCACAACCUGAGGUCGGCACCAGCGGCGGUGGCAUGCAGCCGCUAAUUGACAGCUGCAGCGGCCCACAACCUGAGGUCGGAACCAGCGGCGGUGGCAUGCAGCCGCUAAUUGACAGCUGCAGCGGCCCACAGCCUGAGGUUGGCACCAGCGGCGGUGGCAUGCAGCCGCUAAUUGACAGCUGCAGCGGCCCACAACCUGAGGUCGGCACCAGCGGCAGUGGCAUGCAGCCGCUAAUUGACAGCCGCAGCGGCCCACAACCUGAGAUCGGCAUCAGCGGCGGUGGCAUGCAGCCGCUAAUUGACAGCCGCAGCGGCCCACAACCUGAGAUCGGCAUCAGUGGCGGUGGCAUGCAGCCGCUAAUUGACAGCUGCAGCGGCCCACAACCUGAGGUCGGAACCAGCGGCGGUGGCAUGCAGCCGCUAAUUGACAGCUGCAGCGGCCCACAGCCUGAGGUUGGCACCAGCGGCGGUGGCAUGCAGCCGCUAAUUGACAGCUGCAGCGGCCCACAACCUGAGGUCGGCACCAGCGGCAGUGGCAUGCAGCCGCUAAUUGACAGCCGCAGCGGCCCACAACCUGAGAUCGGCAUCAGCGGCGGUGGCAUGCAGCCGCUAAUUGACAGCUGCAGCGGCCCACAACCUGAGGUCGGCACCAGCGGCGGUGGCACGCAGCCGCUAAUUGACAGCUGCAGUGGCGGUGUGGUCACCAGUGCCGGUGGCGGCGGCGGCGUGGCUGAGACUUGGCCAGUCACCGCAUCACAGCAGGCUGCAGCCGCCGCCACUUCAGGUGGCAGUAGCCACGGCGGCGGUCACGGCGGUGGCGGCGGUGGCGGGGGCGAAAGCAACAUGCAGGCUGCUGUGGGGUCUGCGAGAUCCGUUGAGCCGGAGGUGGGCGCCAGCGGUGCAAGUGGCAGCGCAGCGGUGCCGCCGCCGCUGCCGCCGCCGUUGCCGCCGACGCUGCCGCCGCCACAACCACCUUCCUCCUUCCGCGGGCGACUGCACAUGCUGUGCAGCUGCUUCAAACGCGGCUGAUAUGGCCCCAGAGCCGUGCGCGGGUUCCCAUAGCUUCUGCGUUGCCUAUGCUUCUCUCGCUGCGCAAUUCACGACUUCCACUCACACCACCUGACGGCGGGGGCGGGCAGCAACUCCUAGCUACACGCAGGUGCUGCCGGGCACACCGGGUGCGGACGUGACGGCGGUGACCGUGCGCCCCGCCUCCGGCUCCCUACCCGACACCGCCGCCCCCUCCGUCACACUCACCGUGUCGCCCAGCGCCGCCGCUGCUACAGCCGCAGCUGCCGCCGGCCAGGCGCAGCAGCUACUGCUGCGGGUGCUGGCCAAGGUGUACUACUGCCAGCAAAACGACGUGUGCCUGUUCGAGCAGAUCUGUUUCGAGGUGCCGCUGGUGCUGGGGGGAGCAGCCGGCGGGGCUGCUGGUGCGGGCAGCGCUGGGGCGACCUCCGGCGCCUCGCUGCGCUACGAGGUGGUGCCGGCGGCGCAGACGUCCUUCGUGCUGUAGUAGACACAUGGCGCAGGGCACGUGGCAGGGGUUUGCACUUUGCAGAGGGUGUGCAGGGGGUGGCAGGAUUCUGCCCCAAGGCGUCAAGCUUGCGCGUGUGCGUCCUCAUGUGUGUGUGACGAGGCAGGGCAAGGGGCGUGGCAGUCCUGAGAAACAUUUGAGAGUUCUGAAUUGUUUGUAGAUUCUAUGUCCGGCUGGCAGUGCGCGCUGGACUUCUAAUCUGUGCUGCUUAUGAGCGCUUGUUGGGAAAGCCGCAAAGGUGCUGCCGAAAUGGAGGAUGCAUUUGCAAUCAGUCGCAGGACGGCAGGAGCUGGUGGGUACAGGUACUGGUGUGUCAAGGAGCUGGGUCAGGCUGGGUUGGACACACCGCCGUGUAACACGAACGGACG